Molecule: messenger RNA, 1960 nt
Organism: Frankliniella occidentalis (western flower thrips)
Lineage: Eukaryota; Metazoa; Arthropoda; Insecta; Thysanoptera; Thripidae
Gene: Bap60
Product: brahma-associated protein of 60 kDa
Exons: 10
Coding region: 120-1634 (504 amino acids)
Biological process (GO): regulation of transcription by RNA polymerase II
Cellular component (GO): nucleus; SWI/SNF complex
Source: RefSeq, a predicted model, not a curated record
UUAUUUCCAGUUCCGAAGCGGACGCCAAGCCGUGGCCGUGCGCGUCAGCCUGCCGCCGAACGCCGACAACACUUUUCAAUGUCAAAGAUCUGUUAAUGGAGUGAAAUUAACGAAUUAAAAUGGCUCAGCAGAGGCUUCUUGGGACGCCAAAUAUGCCGCCUGCAGUUUCUCCCGGACCUCAGAGGUACCCUCCACCAUCAGGAGUACCCGCUUUAAGGCAAUAUGCAGGCCCAAAUUUUCCGCAAAGACCUGGCUUUCAAGGUGGCCCACAACCGCCUAUGGGUAACAAUGCAGGUCCAGGUAUGAUGCCACCCAGACCGCAAGGACCACAACAACCAUCGUACAAUCCCAUGGGCAGACCAGGGGGAAAUCCCCCUCCUAUGCCUGUCGGUGGAAAACGGCCCUCUGAUGUGCGACCGACCGCUGUUCAAAAGACAGACUUUUCACAACAUGUUCCUAGCAAAAAGAAAAAGAAGCUAGCCGACAAAAUUUUGCCUCAAAAAGUUCGUGAUUUAGUGCCAGAAUCUCAAGCUUAUAUGGAUUUGUUGGCAUUUGAGAGGAAGUUAGAUUCCACCAUCAUGAGAAAACGUUUGGAUAUUCAGGAGGCACUGAAGAGACCAAUGAAGCAGAAGCGCAAGCUUCGAAUUUUUAUUUCCAACACAUUUUAUCCCGCCAAGGAACCAGGAGACAAUGAGGAGGGUAGUGUUGCCAGUUGGGAACUACGUGUUGAAGGACGUCUUCUAGAAGACUCAAAGAAUGACCCAAAUAAGGUGAAGCGCAAAUUCUCAUCAUUUUUCAAGAGUCUUGUCAUUGAAUUAGACAAAGAUCUCUAUGGACCUGACAACCAUCUUGUUGAAUGGCAUCGCACUCCUACAACUCAAGAAACCGAUGGUUUUCAGGUUAAAAGACCAGGAGACAAAAAUGUUCGAUGCACAAUUUUGCUAUUGCUGGAUUAUCAGCCCCUGCAAUUCAAAUUGGACCAGCGUUUGGCUCGAUUGCUUGGUGUUCAUACUCAAACUCGACCUGUCAUAAUCCAGGCUUUAUGGCAGUAUAUAAAGACCCACAAGUUGCAGGAUUCACAUGAGCGAGAAUACAUCAACUGUGACAAAUAUGUGGAACAAAUAUUUUCAUGCCCACGGAUGAAGUUUGCUGAAAUUCCACAGCGCCUGAAUCCACUUCUUCAUCCUCCAGAUCCAAUUGUUAUCAAUCAUAUCAUCAGCGUGGAGGGAGCAGAGCAGAAACAAACAGCUUGCUAUGAUAUUGAUGUCGAGGUUGAUGAUACUCUGAAAACUCAAAUGAACAACUUCUUGCUGUCUACUACUAGUCAGCAAGAAAUUCAGAAUUUGGACAACAAAAUACAUGAAACUGUUGAAUCUAUAAAUACACUCAAAACUAAUCGGGAGUUCUUCCUGAGCUUUGCCAAAGAUCCACAACAGUUUAUCAACAAGUGGCUCAUAUCACAGACCCGUGACUUGAAGACAAUGACUGAUGUUGUUGGCAACCCUGAAGAAGAAAGACGGUCAGAAUUCUUCUAUCAACCUUGGGCCCAGGAGGCAGUGUGUCGGUACUUCUACACUAAAGUGCAGCAGAAACGUGCAGAACUUGAACAGGCUCUUGGAAUACGCAACAAUUGAACAGCAUGACUCACCCAUCCUGAAGACAGUGCAAACACUUCCAACUCCCUUUUAUCUUUAGCUGACUUAACUCUUGAUAAAGCAAUCAAUUACCUGUGUCAUGUAGAGUGUAUGUGUAAUCUAUAUGCCUGUAAGCUUUCAUUCCUACUGUUUAUUAAUUUUAUAUACACAACUUAUCAGAUCAACUUUUUGUAAAUAUAUGUUUGUGUUUUGUUAUAGCAAAUUGAAUGUAUCUUGCAUUUUACUCAAAGAAUAGCUACAACAAUCAGUUUAGAUUUAGCUGGUAAUUUGUAUUGUGUACAUAGUGAUUAAAUACCACCAUCAUA